This is a messenger RNA of Anthonomus grandis grandis, 456 nucleotides long. RefSeq lists its product as uncharacterized. The transcript is spliced from 2 exons. The coding region runs from base 65 to 433 and encodes 122 amino acids. Lineage: Eukaryota; Metazoa; Arthropoda; Insecta; Coleoptera; Curculionidae. The record is from RefSeq and is a predicted model, not a curated record.
UUUAUUAUCCCCGACAGGUAACAUUUGACAUUUAUUGACAUAUUUUCGCAAAAUUCUCGUAAAAAUGCCCUCAAACAUCGACGAGGAUAAUUUACUAAGAGAAUGCCACUGUGGCGACAUAGUCGAGGACGAAGAAAAGACUUUCGUCUACGUAGAAGGGACUCAAAAUGAUAAAACGUUCUCGGAGGACGAUUCCGAUCUUAGGGACACCGUGUGGUACAACAUGAAACCGCCCAAGUUAUUUUUUGCCGAUUAUUCUCCUGCUGUUACUGCCAGACAGGUUCAGAUUAAAAGGAUUCAGCUGCAAGGUAAGCGUAAGUUGGCGGGUGAAGACGAAACUGCCACUAAAAAGGAGAAAAUUAACGUGAGCAUCCAAAAGAAGAAGGUUGCCGUUAAAUAUUUGUCCGAUACUUCUUUGGAAAGCAUGGUAUAGUUAAUUAAAGACUAUUUAGCAGA